AUGGAUGGUAUCAUUCUUUAUCGCACUAUUUGGAUUAUUCAUCAGUUACUACAGCUCAGAUGGAUCAUACUUGAAAUUAACCUAUACGAUUACUUUUGUGAUAAUUGCACUAAUGUACUUAGACUAUUGGGAGUUAUUGCAAAUAUAAGUGAAAUUCAAGAAGUUACAGUCGAACACGAUAAUGUGCGAUACUUUGGAAUGAGCCAUCAAGUAAUGUUACAUUUCAGCCCGGGAUAUAGCUUGCCUUUAACCAAUAACAGUACAUUUGGAGAUUGCAGGCUAAGAGUCAUUAAUUCGAAAUAG
Messenger RNA from Trichoplax adhaerens, 303 nucleotides. RefSeq lists its product as uncharacterized. NCBI's taxonomy places the organism in Eukaryota, Metazoa, Placozoa, Uniplacotomia, Trichoplacea, Trichoplacidae. The transcript has 6 exons. The record is from RefSeq and is a predicted model, not a curated record. Bases 1 to 303 code for a protein of 100 amino acids.